UCAGCUGUAGCAGUUAGCAUCUGUAGCAGUUAGCAUCUGUAGCAGUUAGCAUCUGUAGCUCUGCUAACUCGGCUAGUGUAUAGUUACAGUUAUUAGUGUUUUAUCUAGUCAUAUAAAAGUUAAUUAAUUGUUUAUUGAUUUAGCUGAGUGGAUUGAAAAAAAAAUUAGCAUUGCAGAGGUUUUUCUGAGUUAGCUUAGCAUGCUAGUGUGCUAAUGCUAGCCUGUGGAGUGCUGUGUUUACACGGAGAGUUUGGUGACUUCCUCAUUACUGACUCCACGGAGCCCUGAGGAUCAGGGACACUUCUGAAGGGCUGGAGAAAGGUUUUUACAUCUUACACUGAUGAGAAUGUGAGGACACAUUUAAUGAUUGACAUUGCUGUGAGCUGAACCACGAACCCCGAGCCUGAAGAUGCCUGGAGUGUCUACAGGAGUGAAGGAGCUUUACCUCUCCAGCUCACUGGGAGAUCUCAACAAAAAGGCCGAGAUCAAACUGGAAAAAGUCAACACCAGGCACUAUGUUCAGAGCGCAUGUAAGCUCUUUAAAGCAGCAGAGGAGUGCCGUCUGGACCGAGACGAGGAGAAAGCCUACGUCUUCUACAUGAAGUACCUGACUGUCUAUGACCUCAUCAAGAAGAGGCCGGACUUCAAACAGCAACAGGACUACUUCAUGUCCAUGCUCGGCCCGUCGAGCUUUAAGAAGGCCAUCGAGGAGGCGGAGAAACUCUCUGAGAGUCUGAAGCUCAGGUAUGAAGAGGUGGAGGUGCGGAAGCGGCUGGAGGAGAGGGAGAAGAGAGAGGAGAAGGAGAGACGAGAACAGAAAUUAGAAAAGGACAGACGAGCGUCACCCAAAGCCCCAGAGAACAGAAAGGACAGCAAAAAGGCUAAAGAACAGAAUGAGCCGCCGAAGAGUGUAAACUCACCAGCGCCCCUGAGUGGAGGUAUUAGUGCUCAGCAGCUGUACACCAUGAUGAAGGACCCUACCCUGAGUGUGUUAGUGAUGGACACUCGAAAACAAGCGGAUUUUGAGGAGUCGCACAUGGCGGUGCCCAAUCAAAAGUGCAUCAGUGUUCCUGAGGAGGCCAUCAGCCCCGGGAUCACAGUGAAUCAGAUCGAAGUGAAGCUGCCGUCAGAGUCUCUGCCUCAGUGGAAGCAGCGUGGCUUUGCUGAUUAUAUUGUCCUGUUCGACUGGUUCAGUUCCAUAUCAGACCUGAAACUGGGCACGACUUUACAGAGCCUCAAGGAUGCACUGUACAAGUGGGACAGUGUGACGAUCCUGCGCACAGAGCCUCAGGUUCUUGAGGGAGGCUAUGAGAACUGGCUGCUUUAUUAUCCAAUGUUCACCAGCAACGCCAAGAUCAGACCCCCACGCCAACACACACACACCCUGGUACCAGAGUUGAAUUUCAGCUACCCGUGUCUGGAGGAGACUCCGCCUGAACCUGCAGGUGUGUGUGUGAAGGACGAUGGGGAAGACGUACAGGCUAAUGGAACCAUCGAUACGGACGCAAAUGGCAAGAGCGCAGCCCCUGAUACACACACUCCCGCUCCGACCACACAGCCCACAGCCGCGCCCACACCCGCACCAACACCAAGUGUGCCCAGUGUUCCAAGUCCAAAACAGCCUGCAGCUACGGCAAAGACAAUACCACAGUUUGACCGAUCAACCAAGCCAGUGGUUAAACCCUCAGACAGUGGAAAGCAGAGUCCUGAGGGUGGAGCCAAAGAAGCUAAGACUCAAGAAGGUGGAGCUAAAGAUGCGCCCGUUUCCACAGUGACCAAUGGUCCGGUGAUUCCGGAUCGUUCAGCCAAGCCAAACCUGGAGGAUAAGAAAGGCAAAGAGGAAGAGGAGAAACGAGAGGAAGAGGAGCGGAAGAAGAAGGAGGAGGAGGAGGAAGAGGAGAAGGAAAAGAGGAGGAAACUGGAGCGCCAGAAGGCAGAGGAAGAGGAAGAGAAAGUGGAGGGGGGAGAUGAGAAAGGAAAGAGAGGAGUUAAGGAUCAGUCGCUGGAUGCUCAGCUCAAGAGCAUGUCUCUGGAUUCUCCUCUGCCCCACGCCACGGUCUCCGAUAUAAAGCGGGAGCCUCUGACCCGUGCUCGAAGUGAGGAAAUAGGCAGGGUGGUGCCUGGUCUACCUGAGGGCUGGAUGAAGUUCCUGGAUACGGUCACCGGGACGUAUCGGUAUUAUCACUCCCCCACCAAUCGUGUGCACCUUUACCCCCCUGAGGUCACGCCCCCUGCCACACCUCCAGCCACUCCCUCCAAGCCCAAACCCCGUACUGGAGCAUCAGAGAAAGAGGAGGAAAAAGCGAAGGAGCGAGAGAGGGAGAGAGAGAGAGAGCAGUCCAAACUGAAGCGCUCCUACUCCUCCCCUGAUAUCACCCAGGACCUGAACGCAGAGGCAGCCAGAAAACCCACGCCCACAGUGAACAGAGAAACCAAACCCGUGACUGCUACUUCCUACGCUAAAGCCGAGAUCGCUCGUCCGUCUGCUGCUAAGAUCCGGACCAUGAACCCCGUGUUUGGUGGGUUGGGUCCGUGCCUGACAGGCCUUCGGAAUCUAGGGAACACCUGCUACAUGAACUCGAUCCUACAGUGUCUGUGUAACACGCCGUACAUGGCUGAAUAUUUCAACAGGAACCGCUACCAGGAGGACAUCAACAGGUUGAAUAUCCUGGGCCAUAAGGGUGAGGUGGCUGAGGAGUUUGGUGCGAUUACGAAGGCUCUGUGGUCGGGUCAGUUUAAGUACAUCAGCCCUCGAGACUUUAAGAUCACCAUUGGUAAAAUUAACGACCAGUUCUCUGGGUAUGAACAGCAGGACUCUCAGGAACUUCUGCUGUUCCUGAUGGACGGCUUACAUGAGGACCUCAACAAGGCGGAUAACCGUAAACGAUGGAAGGACGAAGCGUCUGAUACGAUGGAUGAUGUCAGCGCAGCAGACUGGGCGUGGCAGAAGCACAAACUGCUGAAUGAAUCGAUCAUCGUGUCGCUGUUCCAGGGUCAGUUCAAGUCCACAUUACAGUGUCUGACUUGCCACCAUCGCUCUCGCACCUUUGAGACCUUUAUGUACCUGUCACUGCCCCUCGCAUCAUCCUAUAAGUGCUCUCUGCAGGAGUGUUUGAAGCUCUUCUCUAAGGAGGAGAAGUUGACGGACAAUAAUAAAGUGUUCUGCCCUCACUGUAAAGCUCAGAGGGAAUUCACCAAGAAGCUGGAGAUCUGGAAGGUUCCGCCCAUUCUGCUCGUGCACUUAAAGCGGUUCUGGUAUGAGGGCCGGUGGAAGCAGAAGCUCCAGACCUCGGUGGAUUUCCCACUGGAGAAUUUGGACCUGUCCCAGUACGUUAUUGGGCCAAAAAACAGCCUGAAGAGAUACAGCCUGUACGCCGUGUCUAAUCAUUACGGAGGUCUGGACGGAGGUCACUACACGGCGUACUGCAGAAACGCGAGUCGGCAGCACUGGUUUAAAUUCGACGAUCAUGAGGUGUCGCAAAUCUCCACCUCCUCAGUCAAGUCGUCCGCUGCCUAUAUCUUCUUCUACUCCUCUCUCUGAGGCCACACCCACCCAGACCACCGCACCCGAACCCUGACUGACCCGAGAGCAAUCAGAGCUGCUGUGGGUGGAGCUUAAAGGCCCAACUGAAGAAGCUGAUGAAGGGUUUUAGUGAGAAUGUGAAUCUCUCUCUCUCUCUCUCUCUCUCUCUCUCUCUCUCUCUCUACCUGUUAUGCCUGACUGUACUAGGAAGGGGUGGAGCUUUCUCUCUGUCAACCAUUGUUCUGCCUUUGGACACUAAUGAUGUUUGGGACGCAGCCGAGCGCGGUUCGAUCUUCCGCUUUUGAGAAUGAACUCGUGAGCUCAUGUACAUACUGCUAAUGGAGAUGUCCUUUUUUUUUUUUAAACCUUUAAAGUGACCAAUUCCUCCCCAGGAGUGAACGAGGCACCUGUCUGUCUUUCCCCGCACUGAUCCGGUCUGUUUUAAUUUCCAUACUUUUCUCAGUGCUCUUCGUAUUGGCUAAGUCCCGAAUGACUCCUGACUCCGUGCAGAUUCUGACAUAAAGGCACUUAUACCUUCUCUAGUGAAUCCCGUGGUACUCUGGGAUGCAGCUCCCUGUACAGGGGAUGGAAUGUUAACAAUAUGAACCCUUAUCCUGUGCACUACAGCUACAGUCAGGAGCCAUUUUGAAUUUUCUCUCUCUCUCUAUAGACCCUACACCCUCUGUAGUGCACUGUAUGUCCAGCAGGGGGAGAUUUGAGAUUAUAAUUUCCAGUGACUGGAUAAAAACAUGGCUGCCGUGACUCCAUGCCCUUCUGUUUCUAUAGAAAUGAAGCCAAAAUUCCUCCACCAUGUCGUCAAAUUAAGAGCAGUAGAGACGAGAAUCGAAGUCAGGUACACCUACUCGUGUUAUAGGCCCCGCCCCCUUUCCCCAAUAUCAGUGUCGCAGAAUAUCUUCAUUAGAUAAGAUAUACUUUUAAUGAUCCUUUGGAGGAAAUUAGAUUGUUACAGCAGCAAAGACAAACAUUUUAAUAAUCAGUCCCACGUGCGCGUACACAGUCCAUAUUACAUAAACGCAGACAUCGAACUUGCCGUGGCAGCAGUGCAAGUUUAAAAUUGUUAGAAGGAAUAAUAGUAGUAGUAGUAGUCUAACGACUAAGGCCGUCAGUCACUUCAUCCCCAAGUGUAGCCACGCCUUCUUACAAUAUAAUAGAGUCGCACUUUUAAGUCCUAAGGCAAAAUAAAUAAAAUGUACAGAUAGCAGCACUAACUUUGAAUUAGACGCUUGAUGGAAAAACAGUUUCGAAAAGAAAGUGUUGAAAAAACAAUGUUGUCAUUGAAACUCUUGGGGAUGGGUGGGGCUACACAUACUGCAGCCAGCAGGGGCGCUAGAUCUGUAGUUGCUUCUUUUUUUUUUUUUUUCUUCAGUCGUUGCUACUUUGUCUGCUUUUCCCUCGUACAACAUUCCCUGAUAAAACAGUAAACCGAUGUCUGAAUCUGGAAUGAUUGACAGUUGCAGAGGUGUUUUGAACUCUAAUAUUAACUGAACCCCUGGAAACGCCGCUUCCGUCCCAUAUGUAGUGUUUUAUACCCCACCCAAAAAAGCACCCACUUUUUUUUUUUAAAUACACACCUCAUUCCUAUUUGGGAUUUUCAGUUCUGCUAAUAUAUAUCUCAGCCCUGUAGGGAAUAAACGUAGGGUCCUAUUGAGCUUCUGUGUUUGUGCACUAGGUAGUGUAUAAAAUAGUGCAAGAACAAGCCAAUAUCAGGAUCAGUGCCUCCUUACUCAUCAUGUUCAUCUUUAAUUAUUCUGAGCCAGUAGCUACUUUUUUUAAACAUAUCAUGCAGCUCGUUAACUCAUCUCUGCAUUUAUAUAUUUGUCUGUAAGUCCAUCAGUCUGUCUUUCUGCUCCAUGUUUAUAAUCAAACACAAAUAUGAUGCACACUAUAACAUGUAUUUAUAUAUAAUGUCUGGCUGUUCUAAUCUAAGCAAAACUUAGCAACCUAAUGAGGUCCAGUGGUGAGGAGGUAGAAGCUGGUUUAGUGGCGCGAGCGCUCGGUCACGUCCUCGCGUCCAGCUGCACUAAUGACCCGUCAGUACAACGGAAACUUGCAAGGAAAAUAGUACACUGUUAGACUUCUCUGUAAAUUUCUCAUUAUCUCAGUCACUUCAUGCUUGAGUUCUGAUUGGCUCACUCCUGCUACUUGGUCCCUCCCCCUGAUCAUAAUUUGUCUUGUGUAGUUAUUUUUUUCUGGUUUCCUUCAAUAGUCCCCACUUUUUUCCCUCCAGGUUCCUGAUCUCAUUCCUUCUUGGCCUGCGUUCUUUCCUCUCCUGCAGGUCCCCGGAUUCCCUAAAAAAGUCUUGCAUAAUAAAUUCCUCAGUAAUGUAGAUCAGUGCAGAGAUGAUGUUGGGUUUUCUAAUACUAAGUGUUGGUGCACUGAGACUUUGGACCUGACUGCACCAUUAGCGAGUUUUAAUUUCAACACCACAGGCACAGAAUGGGUGGAGUUUUGAGUCCCGCCCACUCGUGUUCAUUUCGGACAGAAAUCAGCUGGUCUCUGAGCAUAAACGUUAAACUGAACUUUUGGUCAAGAGUUUGUUGAGUGAUAAUGUCAAGUACAAGUGAUGACCUUUUACUGCGGGCUGGCGUCACUGCCAGGACGGGAGGAUUUUCAGUGGUAGAGGCGAUCACUCAGCGGACCGUAUACUUCUGUAGUUAACCAGCUGUGACAAUAAAACUAAUCAAACACU
Molecule: messenger RNA, 6233 nt
Organism: Neoarius graeffei (lesser salmon catfish)
Lineage: Eukaryota; Metazoa; Chordata; Actinopteri; Siluriformes; Ariidae
Gene: usp8
Product: ubiquitin specific peptidase 8
Exons: 19
Coding region: 410-3541 (1043 amino acids)
Biological process (GO): protein K48-linked deubiquitination; protein K63-linked deubiquitination; Ras protein signal transduction
Cellular component (GO): extrinsic component of endosome membrane; dendritic spine; extrinsic component of plasma membrane
Molecular function (GO): cysteine-type deubiquitinase activity
Source: RefSeq, a predicted model, not a curated record